Messenger RNA from Cyphellophora europaea CBS 101466, 2700 nucleotides. RefSeq lists its product as uncharacterized. Gene Ontology annotation, biological process: glycoprotein catabolic process. The transcript has 2 exons. Gene Ontology annotation, molecular function: beta-mannosidase activity. Lineage: Eukaryota; Fungi; Ascomycota; Eurotiomycetes; Chaetothyriales; Cyphellophoraceae. The record is from RefSeq and is a predicted model, not a curated record. The coding region runs from base 1 to 2700 and encodes 899 amino acids.
AUGGUACAAGUACAGGAGCUCAAAGAGGGGUGGACGUUUAAGCAGACCGGAGAAGAGAACGACCAACCAUGGCUAGAGGCGACCGUCCCGGGCUCUGUACACAAGGACCUGCAACACCAUGGCGUCAUCCAAGACCCUUUCGUUGACAUGAAUGAGCUCACCACGCGAUGGAUACCAGAAAAGCAAUGGACGUACAAGACGACAUUUCCCACACCCUCUGUGGACGCUGGGUCGACAACAGACCUAGUAUUUAUGGGACUUGAUACACUGGCCACCGUGAGCUUGAAUGGUGCCAAGAUCCUGGAUGCAGACAACAUGUUCAUCGAAUACCGAAUAAACAUCACGGGGAAGAUGAACUCCACAGGGGACAACGUCAUUGAGAUUGACUUCCCUUCCGCUCUUUUGCGGGGAAGAGAGAUGGUGAAGGAACACGAGCACGAGCAUCGCUUCAUCGCACAUCAGACUGAGAACGGUCGCCUGCCCAUACGCAAAGCUCAGUAUCACUGGGGUUGGGAUUGGGGUCCGAUCCUAGUAUCCGUGGGAAUUUGGAGGCCAGUCUUUUUGCAAACUUACUCAUCUCGAAUAGAAGACGUUUGGUUUCAGGCCGAUGUUAGUGACAAUCUGAAAGUCGUUACUGGGAAGUUGCUCGCCAAGAUAGCCCCCGGGAAAGCGUCGAAGGUACGUUUCUCGCUGAUCUUGGAUGGCAACUCUGUGCUCGAUACUAUUGCAGAGUCCGAUGACCACGGUCUUGCGACGUGUGACUUUCGUGUUAAUGAUCCAGCCCUUUGGUAUCCGGCAGGCUACGGUCCACAAGCACGCUACGAGCUCAAAGCAUCCAUCGUCUCAAACAGCGCCGCCUCUCAGUCCAGGCUGAUAGGCUUCCGGCGCGUUCAGCUCAUUCAAGAGCACGACAGCCAUGGGACCUCCUUCUAUUUCCGUGUUAACAAUAUCGAUAUCUUCUGUGGGGGCUCCUGCUGGAUCCCGGCUGACAGCUUCCUUCCCUCAAUCCACCCUAGACGCUAUCAUGACUGGAUCAAGCUCAUCCUACAAGGUAACCAGAUCAUGAUCAGGGUCUGGGGCGGCGGUAUAUACGAAGAUCCAGCUUUCUUCGCCGCGUGCGAUGAGCUGGGCAUCCUGGCGUGGCAAGACUUCUGCAUGGCGUGCCAGAACACUCCGACGUAUCCUUGCUUUCUUGCCCAACUCGAGACCGAAGCUCGACACAGCGUCCGCCGUCUACGCAAUCACCCGUCCCUGGUGAUUUGGGCUGGCAACAACGAAGAUUACCAGAUCCAGGAACGCUAUCAGCUGGAAUACAACUACGAUUCCGACAAAGAUCCCGAGUCCUGGCUGAAAUCCACUUUCCCCGCACGGUAUAUCUACGAACAUCUUCUGCCGCGUGUCUGCGCGGAAGAGGACCCCUCAGGUCUGGCAGCUUACCAUCCCUCCUCACCCUGGGGACCCGGAAAGCAGACCCAGGCCGCAGAUGGCAAGUGGACAACAGAUCCUACGAUCGGCGACCUACAUCAGUGGCACAUCUGGCACGGCACCAUGCAGCGUUACCAACAAGCACCCGGCAUGUCCGGCCGCUUCGUAUCCGAGUUCGGCAUGGAGGCAUAUCCACACCUCGAAACCAUCAAAUCCGCCAUCACCGACCUUAAACAACUCUACCCUGGCUCCAUCUUAAUGGACCACCACAACCGUGCUAUCGACCACGAGCGCCGUCUCCUCACCUAUAUAGCCGAGAAUUUCCGCAUCGACUACGAUCUUGCACGCUUCACGCACCUCACCCAACUCGUACAAGCCGAGGCCAUGACGAACGCGUACCGUGCCUGGCGUCGACAGUGGGGUAGCCCCGGCGGGCGGAAGUGUGGCGGCGUCCUGGUCUGGCAGCUGAACGACUGCUGGCCCACCAUGAGCUGGGCGGUCGUGGAUUACUGUCUGGUGCCGAAGCCAGGAUACUACGCCAUCAAGCGCGCGUUGGCGCGGGUGACGGUGGGGGUGCAGAGGCCGUUCGUGCCGUGGACGGUGGGACAUACGGAUCCGACGCUGGUCUUAGGGGACAGGGGAUAUGAGGUCUGGGUUGCGAGUGCGGAGGUGGAGACGAAGGUGGUGAGGGUAGCAGUGAGGUUCUUGUCGGUUAAGACGGGGGAGGAGGUGGCGGAGAGGGUGGUGAGGAUGGUGGAGGCGAAGGGGAAUGCUACCACUGAGGUUCUGAAGGGUGAGGUGCAGGUGGAAACGCAGGAGUUGGCGCACGAAGCCAUAGUGCCCGAAGACCAGCAUACGUGGGUGGAAAACCAGGCGGGCUACUUCAAGUACCCGGCGCGCCACAAGAAGGGCGUGAAGCCGUUCGAGGUGCAGAAGUGGGAUCCCUAUGUGAUAUAUGCGAAGGUCAUGGACGAGAGCGGGCAGGUGCUGGGAACUGAUACAGCGUGGCCGGACCCGUUGAAGUAUUUGGAAUGGGAUGGAAGAGGGGUGGAUCUUCGUGUGGUGGAAGGGGGAAAGGCAGUGAAGCUCACGGCGGAGAGGCCGGUGAAGGGUUUUGUCUUUCAGGAGUUCAGGGGUGGUGGCGCACUUAGCGACAAUGGGUUUGAUGUCAUGCCGGGUGAGGAGAAGGUGGUGAUGUUCGAGAAGGAUGUUGGCGAUGGGGCGGCUUUGAGAUGGACAUAUCUGGGUGCUGCGAGUGGCGAGGAGAGGUUCUAA